This is a messenger RNA of Suillus subaureus, 1005 nucleotides long. RefSeq lists its product as uncharacterized. The record is from RefSeq and is a predicted model, not a curated record. The coding region runs from base 1 to 1005 and encodes 334 amino acids. The transcript is spliced from 6 exons. NCBI's taxonomy places the organism in Eukaryota, Fungi, Basidiomycota, Agaricomycetes, Boletales, Suillaceae.
AUGAGCCACAUGAUCCCCUCCGGACAAUACAAGAUCAAGAAUGUCUUGUAUGCAGACCGGUACGUCUACAUGUCAGAAAGCGGGGAGGUCGUCGGCCACGACGUCGGUCAAGUCAUCAAAGUCGAUGUCAAGGACAAGGCUCAGCAUCUUGCGACUCUCUAUGAUACUGCGACAAAAUUGUACCUUGCAAUCGACCAGAUGGGCGGCAAAGUCAAAGGCCAGAAAGACGCCCAGGUGCUCCAGUUGUCCAGCGACGACGGCGUCAAAUUUGAGAUCCAUCCAAAGGACUUCAACGACGUGUGGUUUCUCGCAGACGAUCACUGCUCAGGCAGCUCCCCCCUCGGACGCGAAGUACUGGGAAUUCGAACAGGCGUAAUAGGUGUUUCGAAAUGCAAGGAGCUGGAUAUCCAAGUAGCAGCUGCCAGCGGGCUGCUGUUGCUCUGUCCCGUCUGUCGAAGAAUGCUUUCACUGGGAGAGAUACUGCAGACUCCUUACCAACAACUCUCUUUGAUGUGUGCGGGUGGCGCUGGACGUAGCAGUUGUUCAACACUAGAGGAAGAUAGCCUCAUCUGGAACCAAGAGUCGGUCAGCCAUGACACGGUGUCCCCUUCGGUAUUUCCGCCCCAUCCUCUUUUGCCGUCGUAUUUGCAUUUCGAUUUCCUUAGGUUCCCGCAUUAUGCCUCAGCUGAUAUCGAGUUCGGCAUCUCAGUUCUAGUGGCUCACGUCAAUUAUUCAAGGUUAUCCCUGACACUGGGAAAUGAAAUCACUUCCCCCGCAUACAACGCGCCAGAUAGCUCUAAGUUCUCCAUCAACUACCAGAGUGACUCCAAGGCUAUUUCCCAAGAUGGCCUCUGUACCGGAGACAUCUCUACCAGUUACCAGGACUUUCCUGCGGGUUGUGGUAGGGUCCAGCUCGGCUUGAUAGUGCUCAGGCAUCCUCAGAUCGUAGACCGGGCCCUUCUUGACGGCUCAGGCGGCUUCACCUACGAAAAUAUGUGCCAAUGA